Centropristis striata (black sea bass) is the source of this 2124-nucleotide messenger RNA. RefSeq names its product dual specificity phosphatase 2 (gene dusp2). The record is from RefSeq and is a predicted model, not a curated record. NCBI's taxonomy places the organism in Eukaryota, Metazoa, Chordata, Actinopteri, Perciformes, Serranidae. Gene Ontology annotation, cellular component: cytoplasm; nucleus. Bases 213 to 1160 code for a protein of 315 amino acids. The transcript has 4 exons. Gene Ontology annotation, molecular function: MAP kinase tyrosine/serine/threonine phosphatase activity; protein tyrosine/threonine phosphatase activity. Gene Ontology annotation, biological process: protein dephosphorylation; endoderm formation; negative regulation of MAPK cascade.
GUGAAACUCGUCAAUCUAAAGCUGAUUUUAACAGACCUGAAGAACAAUUCAACAAGUACUCUGAGGAUACAUUUAAACUAGACUAGUCAUUUCCAAAAUAUCAACAGCUUGACCUGGAUUUAUUUUUUAUUUUUUUUUUAUAUUUUAACUGCUAAGAGUAAAUAGUUUAUUAUUUAUUACUUUUUUUAAGUUUAGUACUUUAUUUUCCAGCCAUGUCUUCAAGCAGUGAGCCUUUGGAAAUCACUGGCAAUGAGCUGGUUCACAUACUCAGGACCCCCCGGGACCAGUACACCUCUGCUGGGUGUGUGGUGCUCGACUGCAGACCUUUCCUCGAUUUUUCUUUUGCGCACAUAUGCGAGUCCCGAAACGUGAACUGGAACUCAAUGCUGCGCCGCAGAUCCAAGAGCUCGGUGGUGGCUCUGGAGUGGCUCAUCCCGGACAAGACGCUGCUGGGCCGGCUGCGGCGCGGGGAGUUCUCCGCGGCGGUGGUGGUGGAUGAGAGCAGCCGCUCCGUGGCCGGGCUGAAAGCAGAGAGUGUGGCCCAAAUGCUGCUCACCGCCCUGCAGAACGAAGUCCAGACGCAAAUCUGCUUUCUGCAAGGUGGAUUUGAGGGAUUUUCAGAGGCCUAUCCAGGGCUUUGUUCCAGCUCAGUCAGCAAUCACGGCCCUGCAGUGGAACCAGAGCCAGCAAUGACAGGUCGGAGAACACCAGCAUAUGAUCAGGAUGGUCCAGUGGAGCUGCUGCCCUUCCUGUUUUUGGGCAGUGCCAUCCACUCCUCCCGCAGAGACACCCUCACAGCAGCAGGCAUCACAGCUGUGCUCAACGUUUCCUCCACAUGCCCUAACUUCUAUGAGGGGGAGUUUCAGUACCUGCGGCUCACUGUGGAGGACAGCCUCGCUGCUGACAUCAGAGCCUGCUUUUCCACAGCCAUCGCCUUCAUCGACUCAGUGAAGCAGAGUGGUGGUCGGGUGCUUGUGCAUUGUCAGGCAGGUAUCUCCCGCUCUGCCACCAUCUGUCUGGCCUACCUCAUGCACACGCAGCGCGUCAGGCUGGAUGAGGCCUUUGACUUUGUGAAGCAGCGGCGUCAUGUAAUCUCCCCCAACCUGGCCUUCAUGGGACAGCUGCUGCAGUUUGAGACAGACGUGCUCUGCCAGGGAUGAAGACACAUUCAGAGACAGGACAUUUACAUGACUGUAAUUCUCCCGCCUCUUGUAGGUGUUUGACUCAGAGCAUUAUCAGGACCUAUGUACAAAUGUACCGUUUGUACUAUUGACACUAGUACAUUUCAUGUAUAUACUUUGUACAUUCAGAGAAAAGCUACUUGUGCUGCUGGCAUCACAUGGCUGGUGGAUCUGGUCUCUCACUCUCAGGAGAAACUGACAAACCACAGUUGGCAAUAUAAACUCGUAAUGAACAAUUAUGAUUCUGAGCCAGCAAGUUGUAGCAACUAUGAGGUAAUUUCCCUGUCAUUUUAUCCUUGAGGGAAUGGUGCCUGCAUGUCUGGUUCUGUGUAAGUUUGUUUGACUUAUGUGCCUGAUCUUUUGCAAGGGCUGUCUUAUUUUCAUACUGGAAGUCAGUCCUUCACAUUUACAACUACUGUGACAUGACAUGUCUUUUUAUGAGACAACACUGUGUUAACUGUUUAUGGCAAUACUGGAUGAAUCUCCUUAAGUUUUAUUGUUUAAUUUAUAAAAAAAAUGCACCAACUGCUGUUGGUGUUUAACAUUCUGUAUCCUGAGAUAGACUAUAUUUGGUACACUCAAGCUGGAAGAAGUUUUUAUUGUGUAAAUAGAUUUUUUAUUUUUAUUAUUUAUUAUCUUAACAUUUGUUAUGACAGUGUUGGUGUUAUUACUGUCUGUUUCUGCACUUUAAGGUUUGGCUGAUUCCUGCUGUUUUUUUUCCACUACAAUGAAAACAUGCUGGAAAACACACUGAGUCUGUUUACUCUGUAUAAUAUCCUCAUUCAUGCAUGCUGUGACACACAUUUCACUUUUAUACCCUGAAGGAUGCAGGCAAUGUAUAGUCUACAUUACAAAUGCAUAAGACCUGUCUGCACUCUUGCUAAACCAAAGUAUUAAAACUGCAUUGCUAAGUGUUCUGGAGGAUUAUCCACAGAGAAUGAGU